UUGGGUAUAAAUAGGUUCGACCAAGAGCAGUUGGGCAUCAAACAAUUUCUAGCCUUCCCAAGAAGCAAACAAAGAAAUAUUUAGCCACCAUGUUCAAAUACGCCGUUGUUGUCCUCGCUCUCGUGGCCUGUGCUGCUGCCAAGCCAGGACUUCUGGGUGCUCCUUUGGCCUACACUUCUCCAUUGGCUUACACUGCUCCUCUGGCUUACUCUCAUCCCGCUCCUGCUCCAGUUGUGACUGCCACCAGCAGCCAGGUGAUCGCCAGGAACUUCAAUGGAAUCGCCGCUGCUCCAGUGAUUGCUCCAGUGGCUGCCCCAGUUAUUGCCAAAUAUGCCGCUGCUCCUCUGGCGGCUCCUCUGACCUAUUCCGCCCCCCUGGCUUACAGCUCUCCUUUGGCUUACACAGCUCCUCUCGCUUACAAUAGUCUACCAGCGGCACCUGUGCUGGUUUAAGUACUAUUAAAUAUAUUAAAACAAAAUUGCAGUUCCUUUAAUAUUGACAACGAAUUUAAUUCAAACA
Molecule: messenger RNA, 519 nt
Organism: Drosophila gunungcola (fruit fly)
Lineage: Eukaryota; Metazoa; Arthropoda; Insecta; Diptera; Drosophilidae
Product: cuticle protein 38-like
Exons: 2
Coding region: 90-452 (120 amino acids)
Source: RefSeq, a predicted model, not a curated record